Molecule: messenger RNA, 2312 nt
Organism: Tachysurus fulvidraco (yellow catfish)
Lineage: Eukaryota; Metazoa; Chordata; Actinopteri; Siluriformes; Bagridae
Gene: asrgl1
Product: asparaginase and isoaspartyl peptidase 1
Exons: 7
Coding region: 167-1087 (306 amino acids)
Molecular function (GO): asparaginase activity
Source: RefSeq, a predicted model, not a curated record
GACGCCGGACUAUAAGUAGCGACAAGCGUCAUCCCUGAACGUACAGACGCUCGCGCGCGCGGACAAAUUCACACGGACAAAAAAGCUCUGUCGUCACACGUUAGUGAAAACAGCAUAUCGGACGUUUUACAUCCACUGAACAAGGUUUUGUGGAGCUCCUCUUACAAUGUUGCCUGUUGUGGUAGUCCACGGUGGUGCAGGUUUCGUUCCUAAGGAACGAGAUGAGUUAUCCAUUGCUGGGGUCCAGGAAGCAGCAAGGAGGGGUUAUGCUGUUCUGAAGUCUGGAGGCAGUUCUAUGGAUGCUGUUGUAGAAGCUGUUACCAGUCUGGAAAAUAACCCAGCAUUUAAUGCAGGGCGAGGCUCAGUAUUGAAUCUGAAGGGAGAAAUAGAAAUGGAUGCUCUGGUGAUGGAUGGGAGCACGCUGGCUUGUGGUGCCGUGUCUGCAGUCAAGAGAGUGGCUAACCCAGUUUGUCUUGCCAGGCUGGUCAUGGACAAGACUAGUCAUGUGUGUCUGACGGCCGAAGGGGCUUGCCAGUUUGCCAAGGCCAUGGAGAUCCCUGAAGUGACUGAGGAGUCUCUGAUCACAGACUAUGCCAGGAAGCGAUGGCAGGAUAACCUGUGUUCAGACUCCAACCCUGUGCUGUGCCAGAUGGGUAAGAUGGGCACAGUUGGAGCAGUAGCAGUGGAUGUGCAGGGAAACCUUGCUUGUGCUACGUCUACAGGUGGCAUGUUAAACAAGAUGGAGGGUCGUGUGGGAGACACUGCAUGCAUUGGGGCCGGAGGCUAUGCAGAUAACAAGAUUGGGGCAGUAUCUCCUACUGGUCAUGGAGAAUCCAUCUUGAAAGUCACUCUGGCCAGGCUUAUACUUUUCCACAUGGAGCAAGGAAAAAGCCCUAAAGAAGCAAGUGACCUUGCCCUGACCUACAUGCAAGAGCGAGUCAGUGGUCUGGCUGGAGCGGUGGUUGUGGACCCCAAAGGGACCUGGGCAGCUCGUUUCAACAGCCGUCAGAUGGCCUGGGCUGCUGCACAGCAAGAGCAGCUCCACUAUGGUCUGUACAAAGGCGAGAAUUUUACUGCGCCUAUAUAGUGGCCAGCACGCUCACUGAACAAGCUUGUCUCAGUGACAUAAAAAAAUAUUGCCUUACGCUAUGAUUUUAACUAGAUAAAAUUCCCAUCUGCUGACCAUCGGAAUUUAGCACCUACUAGAAGCAGUUGCUUGUUUAGACAUUCAAAUUAUAUUUUAAAGAUGAGUGGUGUCAUUUAAAUUAAAUAUUGAGAUUAAUGGGAAAACAAUAUGAUUCUAAUUUAAUCCUAAAAAUGGAACAGAGCGCUGUUAUCCACUAGAUGGAGAUAAAGCACAUUUCAAGAGAAAAUAACACAGAUCAACCAUAACAUUAAAACCACCUGUUUAAUAUUGUGUAGGUCCUCCAGCAAAACAGCUCUGACCCAUCAAGUUGCAAGGUGAGGCCUCGGGGGGUUGUUCUAUAGGCGAGACAAAAUCUUAAGAAAAGCACACAGACAACACAGUGUUUUGUGAUAAUUUAAUACUUGAAGUCUUGUUUUAAAAUAAUUAAUUUAAUACUUGAAGUCUUCUAAUUUAAUACUUGAAGUCUUGAACUUUAAUACUUGAUGUCUUUAGACAUCAUUUGAGAUUGCCAGUGUUUCAGCUCUUUGGGGCAUCUAGUGGAAUUUUAUUCCACCACUAAAGUGCGACAGAAGAUAGUCUUGCCAUAUUCCUCAAUCCAUUCCUAAAUAAUAAUUUCUGCAUUAUUCUGCAGAAACAGGCCUGUGUCAUUCGGGAAUGAGUUGGAGGCAUGAAAUGGUGUACUUGGUGCACAAUAACAUUUUGGUAAACUGUAUGUGUCAUCAGUAAGUAACCUCCAUUUGCUUGACUUUGUUGUUGGUUCACUGUUUGUCCUUCCUUUGGCCACUUUUGGUAAUAAGUAACUCAGAUCCUUAAACUUGCCCUCUUUUCCUUCUUCCAACCCACAACUUCAAGACCUGACUAUUACUGAAUGCCUAAUAUAUCUCACCCAAUUGACAGGUGACAACCAAACCAGUCAUGUUAUUCACUUCAGUGGUUUUAAUAUUAUAGUUGAUUGCUGUAUCUAAUUGAUAUGUUCACUCCCUGUUCUUAAUUUCUAUUGUAACUGUUUAACAAAUAUUGAUCUUUAUUUGACUUGUUACAUUUCUCAGAAAAUCUACAAAAUACAAUCUAUUAUUCAUAAAGCUACGACUGGUCUGUAAUGUAAAUCUGCACUGUAAUGUUUAGUCUGUAAUGUCUGUGCAAUAAAUGAUCAUUUUUCUGCAAA